Molecule: messenger RNA, 1336 nt
Organism: Onychostoma macrolepis
Lineage: Eukaryota; Metazoa; Chordata; Actinopteri; Cypriniformes; Cyprinidae
Product: mucin-2-like
Exons: 7
Coding region: 11-1285 (424 amino acids)
Source: RefSeq, a predicted model, not a curated record
AAUAAUAUUUAUGGAAGCUUACAGAAACCCUGCUUCCAUGGAGUACCAGGCUCUGGCCAUCAACAUCAGUAUUGAGCUGACUCGAGUCUACCAGGACAUUUAUAGGACCAACUUCCUCAGAACCUUUGUGAUGGGAUUCUGGCCUGGGUCAGUGGGUGUGGAUACGCAACUUAUUUUUACAAAUGAGUCUGUUAUUCCAAAUGCAACGAGCAUUGAAGACAAUCUUAAGACAGGAAUUAAUGAAUUAAAAGUGUUCCUUGGUUCUGUGAAUAUUUCCAGUGUCGUUGUGAAAGAAAACUCAUCCUUUAACACCAGCACAAUUGUUCCUCCUGGUACCAUAAACACCACUGUCUCUACUGAUCUGUCAAGCACACCUGUGUCUAAUCAUUUGGAUACUACAAUUUCAACCAUUUCAUCAAUCACAACUGCUCCAGCUGACCAUUCAAGCAGCACAGUUCAUAUUGAUUUAACAAGCACAAGUGCUUCUACAGUUAUUUCAAAUGAUGUAAUUCCUACAGAUGUAUCAAAUACAACAUUUCUUUCUAGUUCAUCUGGCACUACAGUAUCUGUAUCUAGUGCAGCUGCUAAUAAGAUCACCACAUCUGUAAUAUUUGCGAACUCAACACACUCUAAAGUUAUCACCACCUCAACCACGUCUUCACAGCCAACCAGUCUUCGAUCAAAUAAAACCACCACAGCAACCACUCAUCCAUCAACUAAAACUACCACAACAACCACAACAACCACAACAACCACUCAUCCAUCGACUAAAGCUACCACAACAACCACUCAUCGAUCAACUGCAACUACCACAAGUCCAGCAAGGCCAGGCGAGAGAUUCGUUAUUCUGCAGUUCCGUUUAGAAAUAAUAUUUAUGGAAGCUUACAGAAACCCUGCUUCCAUGGAGUACCAGGCUCUGGCCAUCAGCAUCAGUAUUGAGCUGACUCGAAUCUGCCAGGACAUUUAUGGGACCAACUUCCUCAGAACCUUUGUGAUGAGAUUCUGGUCUGGUUCAGUUGGUGUGGAUACAGAACUUAUUUUUAAAAAUGAGACUGUGCUUCCAAAGGCAAGAGUUAUUGAAAAUCAUCUUAAGGAAUCAAUUACUGAAUCAAGAGGGAUCCUUGGUCCUGUGAUUCCUUCCAGUAUCAUUGUUGUGGAACAGCAAGAUUCAACCACCCAGGCACCACAAAAUGUUCCUGCAACACAAAUAUCUUCUGCUGUUACACCGGUUCUGUCUAGUAUGUUGUUCCUGCUUUUGCUUCUGCUAUGGAAUGAAACUCUGUAAACUCUGCAAUAUUUUUCUCCAUGUGUCACAUACUAAGAUAUUAAGAAAACU